UUUGUGCCAACUCCGAGUUGGCCAAUACGAUCUGCAAUUUCAGUCUGCAAGCGGUCAGCCAGGUGAACGGCAGCCAGCACAGCUGGUCUCUAAAAACGCGUUAAAUUCAAUCCAAGCAGCUGAAAAAUUUGGAAAACAAUCAACAGAAGCAUUGAAAUCCAAUGCAAUAACUUUAAACCCUUUUGUGGAUUACACCCAACAAAUUUGGAUCGACUGAAAAGAGUUACCAAACCACCAGAGAACUGAAGUCUUCAAGAUGGAAAAAGCCAAAGGCUGGCUGUUACUGACAGCAACAGUGCUGCUGCUGAGCCUGUUGGCCUCCACAGAAGCCGCCCUGCCCUUCAAGAAGGUGUCCAUUGCCAAGACUCCCGCCUCCACGAGCACCUCCACCAGCACCACGACGGAAGCGACGGCCGUCGAGGAGGAGGAAGUGGAGGAGGAGCAGCCAGUGCCCAGCGGAGAUGGUGGCGACAGUAGCAAGCCGGACAACGGCACUCUGUCGAAGAACUCCAAGCUGACCGGCAUCCCACAGAUCGAUUACAUCUGGGAUCCCAAUCUGCCCAGGGAACUGAGAGGCUACAACCUGUCGACCUAUCCGUUUCUGUCCACCGUGCCGCCCAUGGACGAGAUCCACUUCAAGUGCGAGGGGCUGCACGACGGCUUCUAUGCCUCCAUCGAGUACAAGUGCCAGAUCUACCACCACUGCGUCUAUGGCAUAAGGCACGACUUUUUGUGCGCCAACUUCACGGCCUUCGACCAGCGCACCUUCAUCUGCCACUUUGCAUCCGAUGUGGACUGCGAGGGAUCCCAGAAAUACUGGAACAGGAACGAUGAACUCUAUAUGGCAACCACUACCACGUCGACGAGUACCACAACUACGCCAGCGCCACCCACUCAACCUCCUGCACCUCGUCGUCGCCUACAGAGACCACAGCGUCCGCUGAGACGGCCCUACAAUCGCAGACCCAUCGAUGACUACUACUAUGAGGAUCAGGAUCAGUACGAGGAUGAUUACUACGAGGAGCGACCCGUACGUCGGCCCAAGCCAAGACCACGCCAAAGGAAGCCCCAAGUGGAGCCGGAGUACGACGAUGAGUACGAUGAUAAGCGGACGGAGGCCAAGAAACCCAUCAGGCGCAAUAGGAAUCGUUACCGCGAUGAGGAGGCCCUCGAGGAGGACUAUGACGAGCGGCCGAGUAAAAGAUCAAGAGGAAAACCCACUGCAGGAACGGCGGGUCGCAAGAUAUUGCCGAGGAAACCAGGUCGAGUGGAGGAACGGCGCAGCUUCAACGAAGAUCGUCCGUUGGGAAGGAGACGUAUUGAAAAGGACAGGACAACGCCAUCAUCCGCUUUGGAUGACCUGGAUGAAUAUGAAAAACCCUAUAACGGUGCGGAUCAGGUAGAGGCCGCCGAAGAGCAAACGCCCCAAAAAGUGAAGACUACGCCAAAGCCAUUAACGGAGUUUAUCACUCCGAAGGCGGCAGCCGCUUCCGUUUAUGCUCGUCCUCGAGCUCCUCCGCGCAUUGCUCGGCCUGUUCCCAUCAAUGAAAAGAAGAAGUUCUCCUAUCCUGUGCAAAAGAUCACGGCCACCACACAGGCACCAUCAAACAGUGCCCAGGACGAGGAGGAGGACUACCCUGAAGAAAAGGUGGAGGAGGACUACGAGCAACCUCCAGCUAGAAACACUCCACGAAGACGUACGCCAGCAUCUCGGGCAGAGCAGAAGCCCACCAGAACCACUUUGCGGAAACCAGUAACAGAUAAGAAGCCUGCCGAUGAUGAGUACGAUGAGCCGGCGGAGCCAGAACCUCUGAGGAAGCGCAAGCGUCCCUUGGCUCCCAGGUCCCGUGCUCCAGCAGCAGAUGUGGACUUUGAGGAUGAGGAGUACGAGGAGAGUCCAGCGCCCGUUUCGACAGCAGCUCCUUUGAGAAACCAAAGACUGAGGACCAAGAUAACUACCCGGAAGCCAACAGUGCCACCACGUCCUCGCAAGCCAAUCGUGGAAGACGAAGAGGAGCUGGACCAUCCAGUGGAGCCCGUCGAAGAGGAAGCACCAGCACCGAGAUCGCGGGCAAAUUCAUUGAGCGGCCGAAACGGAUUUUCCCAGCGCCCUUCAUCGGUACGUGUGGUCAAGAGACCUUUCCUGCCCUCCAGGGGCGGCAGUCCAUAUCUGCCCCGAGGUCUUCAGCCGGUGGGUGUGGCCUUAAAACCACUGCCAACCACCGAUAGCACGCCCAUUGACAUGGGUUCCACCAUUUCGGGAGUGCGUCUGCUCGAGCAUGGCGCUCCUCUGUUGAGAGGAAGUCCUGACAGCGAUGAAGACGACGAGGAGGAGGCUCCUCCAUCGCCGAGUCCACCCAGAACGACUCUCCCGCCUCGCAGCGCUUUGCCCGCCACACCUAAGCGUGUGGAACCCCAGCGACCAAAACUAAAUCUCGACGAGCUCUACGAGAACGACUAUGAUGUGACAUUGAACGAUGCGCUUGAUCCCACGCUGAAACCGCUCUCGCCCCAGCAUCCGCAUCCUCAUCCGCAUCAGCUUCCAUACCAGCAGCAGCAGCAGCAAUCGCAGCGGCAAUAUGCCACCGCGUAUAAUCCAUUUGCCUAUCAGCCAGCGUAUCAAUCACCAACAUCCGCUUCAGCAUCCGCACCUGCAUCCGCAUCGCAACCAGCGAGCUAUCAUAGUGAUUCCUAUUUCUCGUCGACAGAUAUACGCAGGCGGGCUAUUGUCCCGGCGCAAACCGCGCGUCCACAUCGACUCGAAUACGCUGCUGCCGGAGGAGCAGCCGGCGGAUCUUCCAGCGGAGGAGCCGUCUCCGGGUCGGGAGUGAGCCGGAGCCACCAGCCGCUGGGCGGACGGAUUGCCCAGCAUUUCUACGACGACUUUGCCUACUGAAAAGUACGCUUGUAAUAAGUUUCUUCAGCUGUAAAUAAGUUUCCCCCCACACAAGGAGAGUUCCAAUUUGGUGCACGGCUCCAACUUCUUAAACAAAUCUGUCUCUACCUUAGUCGUUUAGCCGCACAAAACGUACUCGUAAUUCAAAAUGGUUCGGGACAUAUGAAGCAAUAGCCGCCGAAAAACAACAUAACCGAUGACAACCUACAGCAAUCUUUUAUCAGAGAAUUUUUUGGGUUCAUUCUGCAAAAAGCUUUUCUAAAUUUUACCCUCGAUCGCUUAUGCUAUUUUUGCAGUAUGAGCUAUAUAUGUCCUGAACCCCACUUAUAUAUACGUUGUAUAAUACUCAAAUGUCGUGAUAGUAGCAGCUUGCGAAUUUGUCUGCUAGCUCAUAUCUAGUAGUUUAUAAAAAUAACUCUCCUACUUGAUUAUCUCCGAUUAAUCAAAAAUCUUUACAUAAAAUACCCAGCAGAACAGAACAAUAAGGAAAACAUGAAUUGAUGUCCUUGAUUUACAUAUAGAAUGAAAAAUACCUAAUGUGUUAAUUUAAAAAUGCAAUUUGCAUACAAAUUGUCUAUAAUAUUUAAGCUUCGUCGGAGAUCGUGUUCGUUGUAGAGAACCCAUGUGCAAGACUUAAGUCGGAGUGCAUAACAAUCAAAACAGAAACUGAAAUAAAUUUAAAACCCACUAAA
Molecule: messenger RNA, 3588 nt
Organism: Drosophila erecta
Lineage: Eukaryota; Metazoa; Arthropoda; Insecta; Diptera; Drosophilidae
Product: proteoglycan 4
Exons: 9
Coding region: 257-2896 (879 amino acids)
Cellular component (GO): extracellular region
Molecular function (GO): chitin binding
Source: RefSeq, a predicted model, not a curated record